Messenger RNA from Scylla paramamosain (green mud crab), 945 nucleotides. RefSeq names its product histidine-rich glycoprotein-like. NCBI's taxonomy places the organism in Eukaryota, Metazoa, Arthropoda, Malacostraca, Decapoda, Portunidae. The transcript has 4 exons. The coding region runs from base 1 to 945 and encodes 314 amino acids. The record is from RefSeq and is a predicted model, not a curated record.
AUGCACCAAACCACACUGUACCAUAUCACACUACACCACAUUGUACCACACCACACCACAACACCACAUCACUCUGUACCACACUAUAUCACGCAACACCACACCACUCUCCACCACACUUAUCUACACCACACUGCCUCACACCACUCCAUGCCCUUCCACAACACACCACACCACAAUGCACCACACCACACAACACUGCUUCACUCUGCACCACACAACACUGUAUCACACCACGCCAUACCACACUGCAUCACAGCACACCACAAUGCACCACACUGCACCACACCACACCACACUGCGUCACACCACACCACAUUCCAUCACACUACACCAUCCCACACCACACCAAAUCACACUUUACCACACCACACUGCACCGCAGCACACUACACUUCACCAACACACCACACCAGACCACACCACACCACACCACACCACACCACACUGUGUCACACCACAUCACAUCACACUACAGUACACCACGCCUCACCACAUCACACAACACCACACCACACUGCACAACAUCACACAACACCACAAUGUACUGCACAAACCACACCACACUGAGACCCAGUCACCCACCAGCAACACUGUUUGGGAUUACACAGGCCAACAAGCACAUCACACACCACAUCAACAGCCACCAAUAGUGGAUGGGAUUACACAGUCCAGCAAGCACAGCACACACCACACUGUCGUGGUCCAAGAUAUUGUAUGGAUUUGCACUGUGGCGGUCCUUCCUUGCACCACAGUGAUUGGAGAGAGUCUGCCCCGUCUGCUCCACCGCCGGGCCUCCCCUGAACAACUCGAAGCUGUCUCUUGUGGGGAGGAGUUGGAUGGAAAUGCAGGUUGCAGGAAGACACAUGUAAUAUGCCUAAGUAUCGGUACUCAGUGCUGCAUGAAGCCCCAAGCCGAUGCUCUCUUGUUAGCAGAGUGUGGUUAA